GCUCGCGGAGCACGGGAAGCAAACGGCACAGGGGCCGCUUCCUGGAUAUGCUUGCGAAACAUGUCAAAUGAGAUGGUCGCAACCAGUUCGCUCAAAUUAGCAGUCUCCAAGCUGCGUAGCUUCAGUGGUACCGAAUUCGCUUGCUGUCCACUGGAUUCAAGUGACGUACGCCUUGACAUUGUUUUGUUGUUUACAGCUCGAGGUGCUCUUCAGUCUAUGGGCUCUCAGUCCAGUUCUGGGAUGUCUGGUGGAAGGGGAUCUACCAGUGGCAACCCAGUUGAUCAGUCCGAAUCAGAAGAGCAAAACCAGAGCAGCAGCAGCAGGCAGCAAGGAGACACGGUGUCAGCUUCAGAGGAGGACGUUGACUUAGCUGAAGUGCUGGCUUACCUACUGAGGAGGGGCCAGGUCAGACUGGUCCAUGGCAGCGGAGCCACGGGGCUACAGCUGGUCCAGUCAUACUCAGACUCCGAUGAGGACAGCGAUGGGGCGUGGGAGGGUCGGCUGGGCAGCUGCUACAAUCCGCCCGUGGACACCCAGCCUGACACGCAUGUGGUGGACCGCAGUGAGAUCCGUACUCAGAUCCUGCUGGCUACUGCUUCGUCUGAUCUGAGAGGCAAAACAAGUUUCACGCACAUGCUGACAGAGAGGGCGCAAGGAAGAUGUCGAGGCUCCAGCUUUUCCCACGGAGAGUGCAGCCGCAUCCGCUCGCAUUUCCUGCCAAACUCGGUCUCUCAGAAGGCUACAUACCACCACAAGGCCUUCUGUGGCGUCUACAGUGAGGAUGGCAACAUGUUUCUCUCUGCCUGCCAGGAUCAGAACAUCCGCUUGUACGACACGAGCAGAGGACGCUUUUUACUACGACAAACGGUCAAGGCUCGGGAUGUCGGCUGGAGCGUUCUGGACGUCUGCUUCACGCCGGACGCGCGACACGUGCUUUACUCCAGCUGGUCGGACUACAUUCAUCUGUGCGGUAUCGACGGGGACAGCGAAAAUCACACGGCCUUGGACCUCAAUCCCGAUGAGAGGAGGUUCUGUGUGUUCUCACUGGCUGCGUCCACUGAUGGCAAAGAGAUCCUGGGAGGAGCAAAUGACGGCUGUCUUUAUGUCUUUGACCUCGAGCAGAAUAAAAGAACACUGAAGAUUGAUGCCCAUGAGGAUGACGUGAAUGCGGUGGCGUUCGCCGACAGCUCGUCCCAGCUGCUCUUCUCCGGCAGCGACGACGCACUCUGCAAAGUGUGGGACAGGAGGACGCUGCGGGAGGAUCGGCCGCAGCCCGUGGGACAGCUGGCGGGACACCGGGACGGCAUCACCUUCAUCCACAGCAAGGGCGAUGCGCGCUAUCUGAUCAGCAACUCGAAGGACCAGUCCAUCAAGCUCUGGGACGUGAGGAAGUUCUCGCCCAAGGAGGGCUUGGCGGCCUCGCGCCUGGCCGUCACCCAGCAGAAUUGGGAUUACCGCUGGCAGCGUGUUCCCCAAAGAGCCCUGAGGCGACACAAGCUGGCCGGCGACACUUCGGUGAUGACGUACCGAGGCCACGGCGUCCUGCACACACUCAUCCGGUGCCGUUUCUCACCCGAGUUCAGCACGGGACAGAGAUUCAUUUACUCCGGGUGCUCCACCGGCAAGAUUGUCAUCUACGACGUGCUGACGGGCGCUGUGGUUUCUAAGUUGUUGGGUCACGGUGCCUGCGUGAGGGACGUCACUUGGCACCCGUACGAAGACAUCAUCAUCAGUAGCUCUUGGGACUGUGCUGUGCAAAUGUGGGAGCAUCGGCAAACGCACCCUCUGGACGAGGAGCGGGAGAGAGAAUGACAGCCGGGAGCCGGCGGAAGAGGGAGGACACAACAAAUCCUUGGCGUUGCAGAAGGAGCCCCCAAGCCCGCGGCAUACCGCCCCACCGCACCCCCACCCCCAAUGGCUGUCACGAUCACAAUUGUAGAGGGAGAUGCUCGGGCACCAUCGAGAGACAGAAACCUCGACGCUUGCUUUUGUCACAAGCCCAACCUUUUCCCUUCUGGCCUCUGACUCUUCGGUGCCAAGCCGAGCCUUGAAUCGACUUCACGAUUGAGCUUCUCCGCUUGCAAGUGAAACCAUAUUUGAACACGGUGAGGAGAAAAUGACAGGCAAUUCCGUAUCAGUUGUACAGUAUUCUAUCGCCGCAGACGCUCAGUCGCAAGUGUGUGGAAAAUCCGUCUGUUUUUGGAGGGGCCAGAUUCUGCCCAAAAGAGAAAAGUUUCCGAUUCAAAGCUUUCGUGCGCCUGUGAGUGCACAAUGCCUGCAUUAGAUGUGCGCUUGAAUUCUGUCCUUAAAUCAUCGCGGACAAAUCUCCUUGUGGAUCCCCGGUCAGAAACCAGCUGUUGACAAAUGAAUUAUUUUUAAAAAUACACUUUGGUAAACAUGAAUAAAAUGGGUGUUCAUAA
Messenger RNA from Hippocampus comes (tiger tail seahorse), 2420 nucleotides. It is a transcript of the gene dcaf11, whose product is annotated as ddb1 and cul4 associated factor 11. The transcript is spliced from 15 exons. Gene Ontology annotation, cellular component: Cul4-RING E3 ubiquitin ligase complex. Gene Ontology annotation, molecular function: protein binding. Lineage: Eukaryota; Metazoa; Chordata; Actinopteri; Syngnathiformes; Syngnathidae. Bases 61 to 1812 code for a protein of 583 amino acids. The record is from RefSeq and is a predicted model, not a curated record. Gene Ontology annotation, biological process: proteasome-mediated ubiquitin-dependent protein catabolic process.